This is a messenger RNA of Rubroshorea leprosula, 1865 nucleotides long. NCBI's taxonomy places the organism in Eukaryota, Viridiplantae, Streptophyta, Magnoliopsida, Malvales, Dipterocarpaceae. The record is from the annotation of a GenBank genome assembly.
AUUGGUGAAUGUUGUUUUCUGUAGUGGUGCAUGAAAUAUUGUAAGGACUUCAGCAAACGAAAUAUAGACUAAAUCAAACCAUGUAACUCAUGGAAUAAGGCCUACAACAGAAAAUAUUAGGAUGCUUAACACCAAGCAAAACGCACCCUUGCCAAUCCUAGAUUUUUGUUUCGAUGAAUAUGAAAUUCUCGAGAAAUUGGAUGAUGGAGAUGAAGCAGAACCAGGCUGAAUGUAAAUAAGUGGAAGCUGUGAUGUUCUGGAGUCCAAGUGUUCGCUGAAAUUUCCCAAUGAAGUUCCCACUCCUUAAUCUCUGAAUCAUCAACAACCUUGCCAUCUUACCAAUUCCCAGCAAUGGCAUUGCCGGCAGCAAUCCAGAGAUCCGCAACCCCCAGCACUGCCUUCUCUCCCUUCCCACUUCAACGCCUCUCCACCUUCAAAAACCCCUCUUCAUCUCCUUCUCCAUCGUCUACCACCACCACCUCCUCAUCCCUCUUCGACUCCUUUGCCUGUGACCCCAUCCUUUCCCCCUUUUUGUCCACUUCCUUCUCCUCCACCUCUUUCUCCGCUGCUGCGCUCUCCUCUGGUUCCCCUGCCUCCACUGCCGAACAUCUUCUCCAAGCCAUCCACCUCCUUGAUUCCCAGCUCCGCUCUCAUGUUCUCUCCCACCAUCCCCUCCUUCUCGGCCAGUUGUCUUCUCUCAAGAACGCUGAGCUGUCACUCUCUACCCUCCGCUCCUCCGUUUCAUCGCUGCCGUCUUCUCUUCAUCGCAUCCGAUCCGAGCUCUCCGAUCCCCACAAAGCCGUCCUCUCUAAGACUGUGCAGCUCUCCAAUCUCCACCGCACCUCCGAGCUCCUCUCUCAUUCCAUCCGCUCCAUCCGCCUUUCCAAGAAACUCCGCGAACUCACGUCUUCUGCCGAGGCUGAACCUGAGAAGCUGGAUCUCACUAAGGCUGCCCAGCUGCAUAGUGAGAUCUUGAGCUUGUGUGAUGAAUAUGAUCUUGCGGGCAUUGAUGUUGUUGACGAGGAACUUAAUGCGGUGAAAGAGAUAGGGAGUAGGUGACGAAGCGAGGCAAUGGGUGUCCUGGAGAGGGGAAUGGAGGGGCUGAAUCAGGCUGAGGUUGGUACUGGGUUGCAGGUCUUUUACAAUCUUGGGGAGUUGAGAGAGACUGUGGAGCAGCUGAUGAAUAAGUAUAAGGGAAUGGGUGUGGAGCGUCAGUGCGGCGUUGGAUAUGAAGGCAAUUUCAGGAGGGGAUGCGGGAUUUGGGCCUGGAGGGAUACGGGGGAGCGGAACGCCUCAGAUUGGUGGAGGUUGGAAGGCAAAGGAAGCCUUGUGGCAGAGAAUUGGAAGUUGUAUGGAUCACUUGCAUUCCAUUAUGGUUGCUGUUUGGCACUUGCAGAGGGUUCUGUCCAAGAAGAGGGAUCCAUUUACGCAUGUCUUGCUGCUUGAUGAGGUCAUCAAGGUAAAAUUUUUGAAUCUUUAGAUAGUUAAAUACGUUAUUGUGCUGUACAUUAGAUUAGAGAUUGCGUAGCUUAGUUCAUUUGAGUUCAUGUUUUCUGUAGAUCAAUGUUGGUUAUUUGAAAGAAAGGCUACUCUUUUCUUGCUAUUUUUUAGUUUUUUUGGUUAAAACUGAUCCCAUACAAUAUCUUCAUUAUAUUUAUGUGAAUGAAUUCUGUGCUUUGUCUCUGAAUGAUAAGAGGAUACUGUACAUGCUUUAAAUUGCAGUUUCAUUUUGACACAAACCAUGCUCUUCCAUUAUAUUGUUACUUACUGCAUGACUUUAUCCUGCCAUUUUACUCCCUCUCCGCUUUUUUUUCCUUACAUAUCUAUUACUUGUUCAAGAGGGUGAUCCCAUGUUAACUGAUCGA